AUGGCUGUUCGCGCUCAAUUUGAGAACUCCAACGAGGUUGGUGUGUUCGCAACCUUGACGAAUUCGUAUGCAAUUGUUGCUAUCGGAGGAUCAGAGAACUUUUACAGUGUCUUUGAGGCUGAAUUACAAGAUGUGAUUCCCAUUUGCCAUGCAUCCAUUGGUGGUACUCGCAUAGUCGGUCGAUUAACCGCAGGAAACCGCAAAGGUCUUCUCGUGCCCACAUCCACAACAGAUCAAGAACUACAACAUUUGCGAAACUCGAUUCCAGAAUCGGUAAAAGUACAGAGAGUGGAAGAGAGGCUGUCUGCGUUGGGAAAUGUGAUAUGUUGCAAUGAUCAUGUUGCGCUUAUACACCCUGAUCUUGAGCGGGAAACGGAGGAGAUAAUCGCCGACGUCCUCGGUGUCGAAGUAUUCCGACAGACCGUCGCAGACAACGUCCUUACCGGCUCAUACAUGGCUCUCUCCAACCAAGGCGGAAUCGUGCAUCCCAAAACCUCUAUUCGAGACCAAGACGAGCUUUCAUCGCUCCUCCAAGUACCUCUCGUAGCCGGCAGUGUGAACCGCGGUAGCUCCGUGGUCGGGGCCGGUAUGGUGGUGAACGACUGGCUUGCAGUGACGGGUCUGGAUACCACGGCCACAGAGCUCAGUGUUAUGGAGAGUGUGUUCCGACUUGGUGAGAUGGGUGCCAAGGGAUUGGGUUUGAAGAUUGAUUUGGCGUAUGGAGUAGCAUCAAAAAAAGGUCACGCAGCACAUGAUAUCAGAGAACACGCGAGCUCUGUAUGA
Talaromyces marneffei is the source of this 783-nucleotide messenger RNA. RefSeq lists its product as uncharacterized. The record is from RefSeq and is a predicted model, not a curated record. Gene Ontology annotation, molecular function: ribosomal large subunit binding. Gene Ontology annotation, cellular component: cytosol; preribosome, large subunit precursor; nucleolus. Gene Ontology annotation, biological process: maturation of 5.8S rRNA; maturation of LSU-rRNA; ribosomal subunit export from nucleus. Bases 1 to 783 code for a protein of 260 amino acids. The transcript has 7 exons. NCBI's taxonomy places the organism in Eukaryota, Fungi, Ascomycota, Eurotiomycetes, Eurotiales, Trichocomaceae.